This is a messenger RNA of Diversispora eburnea, 261 nucleotides long. The record is from the annotation of a GenBank genome assembly. NCBI's taxonomy places the organism in Eukaryota, Fungi, Glomeromycota, Glomeromycetes, Diversisporales, Diversisporaceae.
AUGAAGGAGAUCAUCUUACUCUUACACCUAGAAAAAAAAAUUCCAUUGGAUCCAAAUUUUAUCCUAGUAGAAGAUGGUGAUUCUAUAUCAUCAUCAUCAUCUAGUGGUGAUGAAUUAGUUGAAGAAUUAAUUGAUUUUGAUGGCGAUGACAAUGAUCAAAAACAGCGAGUUAAAAGAGGAGCAACUACAACAUCAUCAGCUUCGUCGUCAGCAUUCCUCAGACGUAUUAUUUUAUCCAUUACACCAUCACCAAAACAAUAA